Molecule: messenger RNA, 2938 nt
Organism: Scophthalmus maximus (turbot)
Lineage: Eukaryota; Metazoa; Chordata; Actinopteri; Pleuronectiformes; Scophthalmidae
Product: proline-rich protein 18-like
Exons: 4
Coding region: 1550-2548 (332 amino acids)
Source: RefSeq, a predicted model, not a curated record
ACAAUACACCCGCUCUUUAAUCGAAGCAAGAGGUCCGUUCAAUGCAACUUUUAAACUAAAUAUUCCACUUCUGCCUGAUAAAAAACAUUGACUUUUGGGUAAUAAGUUCUUGCACCAAUCACAGAAGAUUUCAAUUCACUGCACCUGGCGGGCCAAGGCCCAACAGGUGAACUGCUGCUUAAUGCAAACAUCAAAACACAUUGGGCUCUUAAACUCUCUUCUUUCUUGUUUUUUCCUGUGGUAAAUCUCCUCAACCGGGUAAAUGGAGUCGUUUGUAAAAGUUUACGAGCCAUUCCCUCCACCUUACUUUUUACCAGAUGAAACGCGAUCAGGGCAAGAUGUGAGGAUCUACCACGUCCAUUCUCCUUUCAGCCCUCUACCGUCUCCUCCGUCUUUCUCCUUUUCUCCGGGAGAUGGUUCCUCCACUCAAACCCACCUGCCUCUGUCAGUGUCGGCUCCCCCUCCAUCUACCCCCGGGCCGAAGUUUGUGAGCUUCGAGACCAAACUGUAUCGCUCUCCAGCCCUGACGACGUGCCUUACCUGUCGGACGCAGGUCACCACAGAGGUCACCUACAAAGUCGGCACGCACGCGUGGCUCAUGUGUCUGGUGUUUGUGUUGUGCGGGUUGGUGCUCGGAUGCUGCCUGAUUCCCUUCUUUGUGAAACACUUCAGGGACGCUUAUCACACCUGUCCCCGCUGUCGACGGGUUCUCCACAUACACAGGAAAACGUGCUGUGACUGAGCACUCGCAGGCUUUUACCAACAGUUUGAGUUGGGGGGGGUGUCUGCCAUACCUGUAUCAAAGUCAACCAUGAUACUUUAGACGAUGGAUUUAUAUGUUUAAAUAUGUAACGUAUACAAGGAUGCGUAUUUUCCUUACAUUUUUAACGCCGACUUUUUUUAACUAAUGUUUUGUAACAAAAUGCUAUCAAAUAAAUGUUUUUCUGUGCCAAUCCCUUGUGUUUUUUGUGUCUUAUUAAAAAAUGAGCGCACUGGAUGAAAAAACAAAAACAAACUUGGACUCAAGAUUCCCUUACUGGCUUUAUCCCCUCCGCUGAUGAAGACCAUGGGAUACAGUUGAAUGCAGUGGGGAAAAAAGCUUGUAAGUGGACCCUGAAAUGGAAUAGUUGAUGGAGUGGACGCUGAUUCAGGACGACGGAAACCGUGGAUGUCUCAAGCAGAAGAGUUUAUUAUAAGAGCUCAAUAUUGAGGAGACUUCCGGUUCGCUACGCCGAUCCACAGGUUCACAGUGUUCUUCAGGGGGUCAACGAUCUGUUGGCUCUUCAGUGCUCAUUGCACACAUACUGAUUCCUCUCCUGGUCAUCAAAUUAGCCUGCGGGAAUGCUGUGUGUGGUUAACGUGCCCUCGCUGAUGACACAAGAGGAUUAUAGGUGAAGGUUUGUUUUUAGAUCUUUGAGCCUCAGAGUAAUGAGCAUGUGAGCCGCGGCAAAACCCCUCAGCCAUUAGACGUCGUCGGGAUGCCGGCUGUUCCGUUGUAGAUGAGCACUGUUGGAUCCCAGCAGCACACCAGCUGCCUGCUGACCCCUGCAUGGCCAAGGAUGCAUCAGAGUAUCUCACCAGCUUCGGUAAAUCAGUGUCCUCCUUCGUGCCCUCGUCUUUUUUCUUCCAGAACUUUGGCUGCAAAGCGGAAUUCCUGUCCUACCUGGUACUGUGUGUCGCCAAAAUGCCGUUCAUACCACCUGUGUCCAUUCCGCGCUCGGUGUCGGGACUGACGGGGAAGGAGAGAUCCGCCAACAGCUCUCCGUCGUCGACGCCUGUGGCCAAGGCGAGGGACCCAAGAGAAGACAGAGGCAGCUCGGUGAAGGAGCGACUGACUUCCAACCUCAAACAGCUGGCGAAGAAGAGCCGACCCAGGAGUCGUCUGCCGACGGCAGCCAAGGGUGCGGCGGGAGCCGAGCUGCAUGCAAAGAGAAGGGACAGACCGGUGUCCUCGUCGCAAGCGGACCGUUGCCCUGCCUCCAGCUCGGGUGAGUCCCCGUCUAAGACGCGGCGGCAGACGCAUGUGAGCCAGAGCUCUGUGAGGAGAGAACCAGAGGUGAAGAGGAGGUCCAGGCACGAGGAGGAGGCCCGCUUCACACUGACGCUCACGCCCGAGGCUGUCGUGCUGCUGCAGCGGAGGAACGGUGAGCGACACCAACGUUCAGCAGCCAGAAACGCCGAAGGAGCCUCUGGGGCCUCGGGGCCCUCUGGUGCUGGCGUCUGCGGAGGCGCCGCGGAUUCCGGACGGCGGCGGGAAAACAUCCCUAAAAGGCAUCAACCGGCCACGCAGAGACACAGCACCGCCCACUGCGGGGUGGCUGUGAAAAGCACCGGCGAGGCCGAACUGGGAGACAUCACCUCAGUUGUGAAGAUCUCCCUCCUGAACGAGCGGCACAAGUAUGACGAUGUGGAGUACGAGGAGGAGGGAGAGUUCGUGGAUGAGCGCGUGGUGCUGAAAUGCACCGAGUGGCUGCGCGGGCUGGAAAACACGCCGGUGACGGCGGGGAACAGCCUGAGCAAGAGUGCGAGCAGUGUGAAGAGUUUCUAAAAGUGAUAUGACAUGUUCUGUUUGUACUGAGGUCCAACCUGAGAAAGAAACGCAGCUUCCGUCUCUGUGUUUGUCGGAUUCUGGUAGAUGUUCUGAUGAUUGUUUUUCAGUUGAUCGCGAGUAUUGGAUAUAUUCUGCUUAUUGAUCACCUGUAGAUUUUUUUUUUUUACAUUUGUUUUAAACUCAAGCAUUGCAGCCUUUAUUCCACUGCAGAGUCAUGCGGCUCAGAGUAACCAGUAAAAAUAUCUUCAAUGUGAUUCUGAGGGAACAUUUAUCCUACACUGAUCCAUACUAGGGCUGCACGGUGGCGUAGUGGUUGGCACUUUCGCCUCACAGCAAGAAGGUUCUGGGUUCGAAUCCCGGUUCAGGCCUUGUGUGGAGUUUGCACGU